CUUCAAUCUCACAACUUGUCUUCACUAUCACCGGAGUAAUCAGAGCCGCAACGAUGGCCGAGAUGCUGGCUCUUGAGGCCGGACCCACGCUCGAGAGCGCGCUAGCGGUGGUCCCGCCUCCUCCUCCUCCUCUCGACGACGAACUAGUUGAAUAUCAGCCAGCUCCGCCUCCUGAAGAGCCUGGGACCGACGCCGCCGUACCGAAAGCUCCCGAGACCAAAACUCUGGCCGAUCUGGCACAAGAAGUGGCCAACUGGACGCUGCACUCGGAUCACGACUUGCACGCUUAUCUGAAGCGAUACUCGGCCGACCUGUUCGCACGUACGAAGGACCUGGAGGACAGCGUGAGAGACAUCGCAGCCGAGGCGGACUCGGCCCAUGUGCGACUUAAGAACACGUUCAACCAAUUCCUCAUGUUGUCCAACAACCAGUUCAUCGAGAACCGCGUGUACGACGAAGAGCAGGAGGAUUUCUUCGGCGUCGAAGGCGGUCAAACCACUGCAGAGAAACAGGAAACAGACAAGGAGAAGGAGGAACAGGCUGCAGAGGCCUCAGCCACUACGGAAAACAAGGAGAACGGCCCCAAGGCGGCUGCUGAGUCCAUUGUCAACAAGUACAGGUCGGCUCUGGACAUGGGAAUGGAAGCCAUGAAGCUGUUCGUCAUGAUGGACGACGAGGACGACAAGAGCGAGACGUCGUCCCAGUUCGACACUGUAUUGGACAUCUACAACGAACGUCCGCUGCCCUUUAUCAUCGGUACGAGGGAGUUCCUGGAGGAUGAGACGCUCGGAUUGGGUGCUGCACCGGAGAAUUACUCAGACAGCGACAGCGACUCGAGUUAUGCGUCGUCGUAUAGCAGCUCCGACUCAGAAUCAGACUCAGAAGAAUCAGAGAGAUCGAAGAGAAGGUCAUCUCGCUCGAGAUCACGCUACCGUUCGAGUUCAGAAGAGUCCGAUGGGUCAUCAGUGGCUGCUCCACCGCCAAGAAGACGUGCAGACUCAGAUGAGAGCGAUACUAGUGGGUUAUUCGGUCGUCCUCCAGCUGUGGAGGCGUCUAGACGUCGUGCUGACUCAGACGAGAGCUCAACAAGUGGCCUAUUCGGUCGUCCUUCAGCACCAGAGUCAGCUGCACCGCCUUCACGCAGUUCUCGUCAUCGUCCGGUGUUUGACGACGAGAGUGAUAGCGACUGGAGUGACAGCGACGAUGAAACCAAGACGCCACAGCGCAAGCAAAGCUCAGCAAGCCGUCGUGAAGCUCCUCCGCCGUUUGCUGCCCCCACGCCUGCAAGGAAAGACCAGUUCUUGGGCAGCUCGGAUGAAGAGAGUGAGGCUGGGUUGUUCGGCUCUGCUCCAACCACCAAGCCCCGUGUCUUCGCUACAGAUGAACAGGAUAAAGCGAAGCAGCGUCCGUCACUGUUUGGUGAGCAGUCUUCUACUAGUGAAGACCUGUUUGGUGGCAAUCCGAGCACUCCGAAACGUCGAAACAGCAGCAAACGUCUAACUCCACGACGGUCUGACUCGUUCGGCUCGUCAUCAGAUGAGGAGGAGGGAUUGUUUGCUAGUGGGAAGGAGUCUAAACCGCAGACUGCUCAACCCCCACAAGGUUUCCGGUUGCCCAUGGCUGAAGCGCCAAGAGAGUCGAGUACUAUGGAACCGAAGAAGAGUUUUCUCUCUAGUGAAAGUGAGGCUGAAUCAACAACCAGUGGCUUGUUUGGACGACCGUCCAGUGCUAAGGAGACCAAGAAACCUGCUGGUGUGUCGGUGUUGCCUCCGCAAUCUCGACGUCUUGACUUGUCGGACGACAGUAGUGACGAUGAUGACGGACUGUUUGGAACUGCGCCAGCUAAACCGACUACGCCGACUGCAAAGCCUGUGGUGCCGCCUACUGCCAUCCCACCUCGACGUUCAAUGUAUUCUGAUAGCAGCAGUGACGACGAAGACGGAGGUUUAUUUGGUGCAAAGCCUAAUGCUACUGCGACUACAACUCCUUUAGCGUCGGCCCCUAGCUCUCAGCCCGUACAGCGUUCUCAAAGCGGACUAUUCGGUGGAAAUAGUGACGACAGCGACAGUGAUGACGGCGGUCUAUUUGGCACAAACAAACCAGCUACAACUGCUCCAGCAGUUGCAAAGCCACCUCCAGUAGUGGCAUCCAGACCCCCACCCGUGGUCACACACGACGUUAGCGACAGCGACAGUGACGACGACGGAGGACUCUUCGGAAUCUCACAACCGGCCAAACCUACUACCGCACCGGUUACUACUGCGCCGCCUGUCCAGACAAGACAAUCACGCGUGCACAGCGACUCGAGUGACUCGGACGAUGGUGGACUGUUCGGUGCUCCACCUGCACGGGCUGCACCGACACCGUCACCAGCUCCUACCCCAGCGCCAAUGCCUGCAGUAGCCACUUCCGUGCCACCUACUAGACCAUUAAUCAAUCGACAGAUUUCGUCCGACGACGAUAGCGAUGACUGGAGUGACGAUGACGGCGGACUUUUUGGCGCGUCUACGUCCAAGCCUGCUCCUGCAAAGCCAGUUGCAACUCAAGCUCCAGUCGUACAGAACACUCCUGCACCAACUCAAGCUGCGGCAUCGUCCGACUCACUCUUCGGACCGCCAUCGGGAGCAACAGCUCCUGCUGUUCACCCGCCGAUUCCUAGUGCUGCUGCACGAAUGCGUGCUGCAGAGUCCUCAGACUCGGACUCGGACUCCGACUGGGAUGGCGAUGGAGGGCUGUUUGGACCUCCGAAAAAGAAAUAAACAACAACCACUUUGGAACUGCCCUUAAGCGAGGCCAAGCUACCUCUGAUAUCUGUGGAUUAAUGCUCACUAGUUAGAUUCGUUUUGAAGAGAAAGACGACGCGAUAGAAGCGGUUCUCCGGUCAAUUUAUCUCGCAAAAAUCGAAAUAUGCCAACGAACUGAUCGUUCCAAGCAACCUAGAAUUGUUUAAAUAGGAUAAGGAAAUCCCCGAUGAUCAGAGCUAACGAGUGCAAACAUC
Molecule: messenger RNA, 2998 nt
Organism: Phytophthora nicotianae INRA-310
Lineage: Eukaryota; Oomycota; Peronosporomycetes; Peronosporales; Peronosporaceae
Exons: 1
Coding region: 54-2759 (901 amino acids)
Source: RefSeq, a predicted model, not a curated record